Messenger RNA from Pochonia chlamydosporia 170, 1836 nucleotides. Its product is annotated as serine/threonine-protein kinase srk1. Gene Ontology annotation, cellular component: spindle pole centrosome; spindle midzone; chromosome passenger complex. The record is from RefSeq and is a predicted model, not a curated record. Gene Ontology annotation, molecular function: ATP binding; protein kinase activity. The transcript is spliced from 4 exons. NCBI's taxonomy places the organism in Eukaryota, Fungi, Ascomycota, Sordariomycetes, Hypocreales, Clavicipitaceae. Gene Ontology annotation, biological process: protein phosphorylation; regulation of cytokinesis; mitotic spindle organization. The coding region runs from base 1 to 1836 and encodes 611 amino acids.
AUGUCGACGAUCCAACAGCUCAAGAACUUUAUCCGCCAUGGCAAACAAGCUCGCAGUGUCAACCUCGACGACGAGCCUUUGAAGAAGAAUGAUGUACCGCCUCCUCCUCCGAUUAAUCAAGACAGGAAGAUGAACAUCUCCGACCCCGCUCUGAACCAGCAUCAUGCUCCCAAGGAGCCAAUGGAGGCAUAUUCGGAAGCUCCUGGAGAUGCUCAGAACCGGGCUGCCCAAGCACACAACGCUGCUGCCCAUCAAGCUGAGCCCGCCCAAAACGUAAAUGCCCAGGCGAGGGGUACCUCUAAGAAGCGUGUCGAUGAUGCCAGUCUGGCGAAGCUCGUUGCCGAGGAGAACGCGAGCAGGGCCAAAUUUCCUCGAUAUCCUGGCCUAGAACGAUGGGAAUUGAUCGAAAAGAUGGGCGACGGUGCGUUUAGUAACGUAUAUCGCGCCCGUGACUUGCAAGGCGAUGCUGGUGAAGUUGCCAUCAAGGUCGUUCGCAAAUAUGAAAUGAAUAGCAUGCAACGGUCGAACAUCCUGAAAGAAGUCCAAAUCAUGCGCCAACUGGACCACCCGAAUAUAAUCAAGCUCGUCGACUUUUCCGAAUCGAAGCAGUAUUACUACAUCGUCCUCGAACUUGCCCCGGGUGGAGAGUUGUUUCACCAGAUUGUCCGCCUCACAUACUUUAGCGAGGAACUGUCCCGCCACGUAAUUAUUCGUGUAGCCCGAGCGUUGGAAUACCUACACGAAGAGAAGGGUGUUGUCCAUCGUGAUAUCAAGCCCGAAAACAUCUUGUUUAACCCGAUACCGUUUAUUCCCUCCAAAGUCCCGAAACCGAAGCAACCAGGUGAUGAGGACAAAGUGGAUGAGGGCGAGUUUCUCCCCGGUAAAGGCGCAGGGGGCAUAGGCGAGAUCAAGAUUGCCGACUUUGGGCUGUCGAAAAUCGUUUGGGAGAGUUCGACCAUGACGCCCUGUGGCACCGUUGGUUACACCGCACCUGAAAUCGUCAAGGAUGAACGAUAUUCCAAGUCGGUCGACAUGUGGGCCCUCGGAUGUGUCUUGUAUACCCUGCUUUGCGGCUUCCCUCCAUUCUAUGACGAAAGCAUCGAAGUCUUAACCGAAAAGGUGGCAAAGGGGCAAUACACAUUCUUGUCGCCCUGGUGGGACGACAUUUCCAAGUCAGCCAAGGAUCUCAUUUCUCAUCUGUUGACUGUCGAUCCUGAUAAACGGUACACCAUUCGAGAGUUCCUUGCCCACCCGUGGAUUCAGGGCACCGGGCCGACACCCUAUGAGGAGAAGAGGAAGUCGGAGGCUGUGCUUCGAGGAUUCGACGCCAGCAAGCUGGAGGAUGUUGGCAAGCGAUACGACUUUAGGUCGCCCGGUGCCGUCAAUUUGCGUGAGGUAUUCGAUGUCAGUUAUGCUGUCCACCGUCAAGAAGAAGAAGGCAAAAGACGUGCCCAGGUCGGGGUUAGAGCCGGUGGCAUGGGCAAGCCUUUGGGUGGAUUGAAUGAGGAAGAAGAGGACGGCGAUGAAAUGCAAGUCGACCAGGUCCAAAACAAAGCACCAAAUGCCGGUGGUACCCGGGCCCUCGAACAGAGCAUGCGCAAUACCAAUAUCCGAGACCAAGAGGCUCAUACUCGGGGACGAGAACGUGAACGAGCCCCUGCUGCUGCUGCUGCUGCUGCUGAAAAAGGAUAUGGUCAGCAUUCAGCAGCCGUUACAGCAGCGGCGAGACAACAAGUUCGAGACAGGAACCGUCAAAAAGGCGCGUUUGAACUAAAUCUGGAAAAUGCUACAUUGCUUGGCAAGCGUGGAAAAAAGAUCCCCGCCAUGGGUGCAUGA